Drosophila suzukii is the source of this 402-nucleotide messenger RNA. The record is from RefSeq and is a predicted model, not a curated record. NCBI's taxonomy places the organism in Eukaryota, Metazoa, Arthropoda, Insecta, Diptera, Drosophilidae.
GUUCGGAUAGGAACAUUCAGUUACACCCAAGUCCGUUGAAUCGAACGUAAAGCAAGAUGCGUCUAAUACUGCUGGUUCUCAUUGGAGUCCUGUUCCUGGCCCAUGCCCUCGCUCUGGAUGAUGCUACCAACAACGAUAAGGUGAUCGAACUCCUGGACGUCGCCGAUCAGGGAGCCAACCAUGCCAACGAUGGAGCCCGAGAGGCUCGAGAGACUGAUGAGGAUUCAGAGACUGAAGAGGACUCAGAGACUGAUGAGGACUCAGAGACUGAAGAGGACCGACAUAUUUUGGUUUUUUUAAAUCACAUUUUAGUCCGAUGACAAACCCACUACUUUCUCCACUUCAAAAGGACACCCUUGGAUGUCGAGGCAUGAAUAAAGAUUAUUGAAGCAUUGCAAAUUA